Molecule: messenger RNA, 1408 nt
Organism: Cryptococcus amylolentus CBS 6039
Lineage: Eukaryota; Fungi; Basidiomycota; Tremellomycetes; Tremellales; Cryptococcaceae
Exons: 6
Coding region: 281-631 (116 amino acids)
Source: RefSeq, a predicted model, not a curated record
CCCCCUCCCCGGCUCCCCCUCCCGCCUCUCCCCUCCCGGUUUCCUUGUCCCUUGUCCCUUCUCUCUCUUUGGCUUGCUCUUUCGUUCAUAUAUUGACGGACUUUGUCCAGACCGUGGACCUUGUCAUCAACUCAGGAGCAACAGUCAUGUUGCACAUCUGGCAUGACAGCGUGUUGAGCGAUGCUGGUAAUCGCUGCUGCUGGCCAGACUUCUACAUCCUACCCACAGUACUGCACACUACCCUCAGCAACCCACAAGCACACCACACUACCACUUCAAUAUGAGCGACCACUCUACCAGUCAAGAUGGCUUCGACUUUGCCCUUUCUCAACAAAGCUCCCCAAGGCUCUCUGAGCGCUCCCUUGUCGCUCCUGGUCGCCCCGCACGACAUCACUCGCGAUCUCCUACCCCGCCUGUCGUUUCUCGGGUACCUUCCACUGCUUGUCAUUCCUCAUGGCCGACAUCAUCCUCCCCCCGUCCAAGGCUCAACAGCCUCUCGUCUUCCUCCCAUUCUCUGGGGCCCCAACGUACCCCUCAGCUGCUGCCGUCAUCCCCUCUCCUUUCGCUACUCCCUGUCCCAGCGGAUCUCAGCUCCCCCUCAGCAAUUUUGGUGUUGACGCUCUUGCAAUGAGAUUGAACGACGCCACAGAGAAAGCCACGCUGGCUGCCCCUGUUGGCCCGCCUACACCAGCCCCUACCUCCCAGCGCCUGUCCCUCCCACCCCGGACACCCUGAUGCGUUCACCCUCUGUUUCGAGCUCCCGGUCGCAUUCCUGUUUGCGCUCCCGAUCCCGCGCUCCGUUCCAGAGAACCUCCAAGCAGCAUUAACAUUGUCUGCGUCACAUCCCUUGCCCGACUUGUCUCUUCCUGGCCAGCCUCCCGACUUCUCUGCAAUCACUGCGCAGCUCGCGCAGCUCAUGCAGCAAGUGGCCUUAGGGGUGAAGAGAGUUACAUAGAGACUUAUCAAGCAGCUCCUGUGGUCAAAGACGACAUUUACGACAGCAGAGGUCCUCCAGCCAGACGACAGCCGCGACCUCCCACCCCACCUGCAGUAUCGCCUCUACCUCCUACCCCGGAGCUGCCGAUGCGACCGGGGAAGGUGUGCUUGACAUGUUGCUGGACCCGUUGGCUUCCCAAGGUGACGCCCAGACACCCUUGCGCAACAUCAUUGAGGGCGAGGGCCUGUCUCCCCCCUGGGAGUGGGCUGACGAGGAUGUAGUCUCGUGUCCUAUUGCUGCAAAGCUUAGGCGUCUGUGUGUGUGUUAGAGAAUAGCUAGAACUGACUCUCGCCCAGUCAUCGCCCUUUUCUGUCUGUGUGACGUACAGGGUGAAGAGAGUUACAUAGAUUCUGUAAGUCUUAUCAGUUCUAUGUACUUAGGCUCUAUGUAAGGCAAUGUCGGACAGAAGGA